Microthlaspi erraticum is the source of this 669-nucleotide messenger RNA. The record is from the annotation of a GenBank genome assembly. NCBI's taxonomy places the organism in Eukaryota, Viridiplantae, Streptophyta, Magnoliopsida, Brassicales, Brassicaceae.
AUGCACACCACACUUAAAGAGGAAUGGGAUGAGCUUGAGAAUUCUAAGCUGGGACCCCUCUUCAGGUUCACGAAGCUCGAGUUUAAUUGGGCAUCGAAGGUGGCACAGAUUAUGCUCAAAGCGGUGACUGAGCCAGAGACUGUUAACACAGACGAGAUGAAAGAGUUCUGGCGGAAGCUUGGUGUGAAUGAGAAGCUUGGUCCGAGCAUUGACGAACUCAUAGCAGCGUGCAAGUGGGCCGGAGAGUGGAGCAGAGAGGAUAGGCUGAGACUUGGUUUUUUGGCCGUAUACGCUGGCUUCAUUGAUGCUCACAAAAGUUCCACUCCUACACGAGUAGCACUGGCUAGUCAAGUUAUGGACUUGGAGAAGUUUGAAAACUAUCCCUGGGGGCGAGUCGCUUUCAAGACCCUCAUCGAUUCCGUAAAGAAUGCAGACGUGUCCAAGCCAUUCGGCCUCGAAGGCUUUGCUGAAGUCCUGCAAGUGUGGGUGUACUAUGCUAUGCCGAGAUUCGGAGAAGAAAACGGUGAUCCGAGGCCAAAUAAUCCUGAGCCACCGCUGCUAGCAUUCAAUGGAAUCAGAGGGAAGAGAUAUGUUAUCGGAACCAUGAAGAAGCAGGUGCUUUUCAAUCACAUGGUAAUGGUGGACAGGGCAGACGUGUACCCACGUUGA